Messenger RNA from Boleophthalmus pectinirostris (great blue-spotted mudskipper), 3550 nucleotides. RefSeq names its product calcium/calmodulin-dependent protein kinase Ia (gene camk1a). The record is from RefSeq and is a predicted model, not a curated record. The coding region runs from base 153 to 1334 and encodes 393 amino acids. Gene Ontology annotation, biological process: peptidyl-serine phosphorylation. NCBI's taxonomy places the organism in Eukaryota, Metazoa, Chordata, Actinopteri, Gobiiformes, Gobiidae. Gene Ontology annotation, molecular function: ATP binding; calmodulin binding; calcium/calmodulin-dependent protein kinase activity. The transcript is spliced from 12 exons. Gene Ontology annotation, cellular component: intracellular anatomical structure.
UUUUUUCUUGACGUCAGGAGAAGUCUGAACGCGGACUCUGGUCCCUCCCUGCGCACAAGCACCAGCCGCACAUCGCUUCACCGAGAGGGAAGACAUCACAGCCACUCAUCGCCAUUUAGCAGUAGUCUGGCGAGUCCUAUCAGUGUUGUAGGAUGCCUCUUGGUGAUGAGGACGGAAAUGGGUGGAAAAAGAAGACUUCGGACAUCAAAGACAACUAUGAUUUCAAAGAAGUGCUUGGAACGGGAGCUUUUUCUGAAGUGGUGCUAGCCGAGGAGAAGCGGACCCAAAGACUUGUAGCCAUUAAAUGCAUCCCUAAGAAGGCUUUAGAAGGCAAAGAGAACAACAUUGAAAAUGAGAUCGCCGUGCUGCAUAGAAUCAAACAUCCCAACAUUGUUUCUCUGGAAGACAUCUUUGAAAGUACAUCACAUCUAUAUCUUGUUAUGCAGCUCGUAUCCGGGGGCGAGCUGUUUGACCGCAUUGUGGAAAAGGGCUUUUACACAGAAAGAGAUGCCAGCCAACUCAUCCAGCAGAUCCUGGAUGCUGUCAAAUACCUCCACGAUAUGGGAAUUGUCCACAGAGACCUGAAGCCAGAGAACCUGCUGUACUACAGUAUGGACGAGGACUCCAAGAUCAUGAUCAGUGAUUUUGGCCUGUCAAAGAUCGAAGGAAGUGGCAGUGUCAUGUCUACAGCCUGUGGGACUCCUGGUUAUGUGGCUCCUGAAGUCCUUGCCCAGAAGCCAUAUAGUAAAGCAGUGGACUGUUGGUCCAUAGGAGUCAUUUCUUAUAUUCUAUUAUGUGGAUAUCCUCCUUUUUAUGAUGAAAAUGAUGCAAAGUUAUUUGAGCAGAUUUUAAAAGCAGAGUAUGAAUUUGACUCUCCGUACUGGGAUGACAUCUCAGAUUCUGCCAAAGACUUCAUCUGUCACAUGAUGGAGAAGGAUCCAAUGAAGAGAUACACGUGUGAGCAGGCUCUACAGCAUCCAUGGAUUUGUGGAGACACAGCCCUGGACAAGAAUAUCCAUGAAUCAGUGAGCGCUCAGAUCAAAAAGAACUUUGCCAAAAGUAAAUGGAAGCAAGCGUUUAAUGCCACAGCUGUUGUGCGCCAUAUGCGAAGGCUGCAGCUGGGCACGAGUGUGGAGGGGCCCAGUCAGAUCACUCCCACCAGCCCCUGUCAUGGACACCUGCUCCCUGAGGAAGAGGAAGAGGAGCUGGGCAGCGGAGAGGACGAGAGCUUGUCCCACUAUGAGGAUGGUCGCCGUGGUAGCAACGAGGGCAGCGUGGACCGGGACAGUCUCAGGAGCUGUACCUACUGCUGCAGGCCGGCCAGUCGGGUCUGAGUCCUGUCGUCAUGGUAACAGAGCCCGGUUCCCGCCCCAAAACAGAACCCCCCAUCCCCCUGGAUCCCAGUCUGACCCAGUCUGAAAACGAUGUGGUCAUCAUCAGGCCGUGUCCGUCAGCUCCAGUGGACAGUUACAUAAGAGCUAAACAUAUCACAACAAGAUGAUGCUUAACCCUCUGGACAUGAAGGUUUUAAACAGGGCUUUGUCUGCAUGUGUCUUCAUAUUAACCUCCAGCAUGUUGUGGUCCUUUGUCCUUUCCGUCAGCUAAUAACUAUUUUUAUUUUGAAAUGACAGAAAUUAGCAUCUUAAACUAAGCUACACUAUAGCCUUAAGACCAGAUUUAUUUUUGGUUUUCAGAUAAUGACUAUGCAUUAAUUAGUCUCAAUAAAGCAUGAACUUAAUCUGUAAUAAAUAACAACAACAUAGUUUAUUAAGAAUGAUUCAGGCUCCUAAUCCCUUAGUGAAGUAGUAAUCCUUUCUUAAUAAACUAUUGGUUCAUUAUUAUUCAAGUCUGCAUGUUAUAUUGCAGCUAAAAGAGGUGUAGUUACUAUAAAUUCCCUAAUUUGAUUACGUAUCUAUUGUCAUUUUGUUACCUGACCAGAUAGAUAUAUGUGCUAAUUUUUUUAAAAUAAUUAAGUCAUUUUGUUUAAACACAGUUUUGUUACAGUGUGAAGGUGGCAGAUGUGAAUCACAACCGAUGCCCCAUGCGUGUCUGAACUGUUUUUCAAUAUGUUUUCUCUUUUCUUUCAUUGUGUUUUCCAGCAUUUUGGAGGUGGAAAGUUUAAAGCUUGAGCUAGAGUUAAGUUACUGUUUACUUUCGUGGCUUGUUAUUAUUGACUUUUUGUAACUUCCACCCACAUCUGACCUGUUAUAAGCAUUUGUUCCUCUGGUCGUUGCAUAAGACAUAUUUUUAGGUUCAAAGCAUUAUGGACAGGUGAGCCUAUCUUGGGGGCUUGUAUGUUGUGUUUUCUGGCUCAGACUGGGAUCAUGGCGAGUGGUCUUAUCUCAAAGUGUCUGCAUGCUCAUGUUGGGAAAGACACAAUAGAAAAUCAAAAUAAUUUAUUUAAUUUUAUGACUGUUUUGUUGUUCGAGGCUCAAACUGAGAUCCUCAAAAAAAAAAAAAAAAAAAAAAAGUACUACUGAAUACUGUCCUCACUGGGCUGCCAUAUAAAAAGUUGGGGAAGAAGUUAAAAAUCAUACAGUCACAGUUAUGUUGAAAAUACCCCCCAGUCAUCGCUCAUGCUGCGCUCUGAUUGGCCGGAUCUCAGUCUGGGCGCUCCCCCGCUCCGUGCUGUGCACCUCUAGUGGAAGACGUUUUGGUCUACUGUCUGCAUGACCUGGUAAAUAUUUUUACAUAAAUGAUGAUCAAUUAUAACACACAUGAUUAUUAUUACUCUGUUGUAUUGAGAAAUUCUGUACUAUUGUAAUUUUGAACUAUAUAAUGUGAAGUGAGUAACACCUGAAGUAAUGUUGUUCAAGUACAACACAGCACAGUGGACAUUUGCUUUGGUCGCAGAUGUCGAGUCUAUUUAAGUAACAGUUUGUGUACGUUUAUUCACAGCCUGUGUUUUCUGCAGAUGCACACAUCUACUCAGAAUAUCCCCAAUGAGACUAAAGGAUAUGUACUCCCUGUGUUCCCUAUGGACCAUUUGCCCACACAUAAAGACAACAUGUUAUUGGUUUUAAAAUGAGGCCAUCAAAAUCAUUAUUACCUACUUGAAAAAUAUGCUGGUCAAGCCCCUGAGUAAUGCUGACAGAACUUUAUCAUAUCAUAGUAUAAUGUUGUAGCUACCUGUGGGUUAAGAUCUACUUUUAAAAACAAAACAAAAAAAACAACAUAAAACAAUACAGAUCCUGACACAUUGUAGUUUAAUUAAAGGGAAUCACUCUGGGAUCUCUGACUGUAAAAUAUGCAAACAGUGUGUGAAGGGCUCAUGUUAACUUUAAGGAGCCAGUGUUAAGACUUCGAUCCUGGCCCUAUCUGUUCAAUGAGAAUGACCUUUUGUUUACCUUACGUGGGAUUUGUUGCCACCUGGCUGGGUUUUAUAGAGCUUAGUUUACCCAUAACAAACACCCAAAUGCAUAAAGAAACACAUGUAUAUUAUAUAUAUAAGUACAUAUUGUAUAUCCUUUUUGUAAAGACUGUUUUGAGCUACAAAUGUAUGGAUGCAAUGCAUCAUGGGAUAUUGAACAAGGUGUAAAAAAAAAAUGAU